GGUGUUUUGGACUUCAACUCCCACAAUUCCUGGCCUCAGGCGCCUUCCUUUUCCCCCUCAGCCGCUUAGCCUCAGCCUGCGGUCGCUCAGCAGGUUAAACCGCUGAGCUGUUGAACUUGCUGACCAAAAGUUUGGCGGCUCGAAUCCGGGGAGUGGGGUGAGCUCCCACUGUUAGCCCCAGCUUCUGCCAACCUAGCAGUUCGAAAACAUGCAAAUCGAGAUGCCUCUAGCUCGCCAGAGUCCAGAUUUACAAGAGGAAGCGCCCAAAGAGAAAGAUUUCCGAACUCCUGGCCUCCGAGGAGCCCGAACUACCACACUGUUCAGAGCUGUGAACCCGGAGCUUUUCAUUAAACCUAACAAAACAGUUAUGGCCUUUGGGCUUGUAACUCUUACUCUCUGUGUGGCUUAUAUUGGAUACUUGCAUGCUCAACAAGAGAAUAAAAAGGAUCUCUAUGAAGCAAUUGACAGCGAGGGAAACAGACAAAUGAAGCGGAAGACCUCUAAAUGGGAUUAAAGGAACUGAGAACUGAUGUGUAGUCUGUACAUAUUAAUAUGUAAGGAGGCAAAAAUUGAGUAUGUAUAUGUAUUCUGGAGUGUGAUUUCAGAUUCUUUUGUGUGAAAUAAUGGGUGUUUCUUAUAAAAAUGUAAUUUAACUAAAUCAGCAACAUGAAAUACCAGUACCGUUGUUUUUACAUACUUUGAAUAAAAGCCUGGGCUAUUGA
Messenger RNA from Anolis carolinensis (green anole), 722 nucleotides. It is a transcript of the gene smim8, whose product is annotated as small integral membrane protein 8. Lineage: Eukaryota; Metazoa; Chordata; Lepidosauria; Squamata; Anolidae. The transcript is spliced from 3 exons. The record is from RefSeq and is a predicted model, not a curated record. Bases 209 to 514 code for a protein of 101 amino acids.